Recurvomyces mirabilis is the source of this 1173-nucleotide messenger RNA. It is a transcript of the gene LAP1, whose product is annotated as Leucine aminopeptidase 1. Gene Ontology annotation, molecular function: metalloexopeptidase activity. The record is from RefSeq and is a predicted model, not a curated record. Gene Ontology annotation, biological process: proteolysis. The coding region runs from base 1 to 1173 and encodes 390 amino acids. The transcript is spliced from 2 exons. Lineage: Eukaryota; Fungi; Ascomycota; Dothideomycetes; Mycosphaerellales; Teratosphaeriaceae.
AUGAAGGUCACCUCAGCCAUCACAGCGCUCACAGCAGCCUCCCUCUCCCAAGCAUUCACCCUCCCUUCCACCCUGCGAUCCGCUGUCAACCAAGUCGCCUCAGGACAAAACCCUUUGGUACAAGCUGAGCGCUUCCUGAUCGAGCUCGAACCCGGCAGCACACAAUGGGUGACGGAAGAAGACAAAUGGGAGCUCCGAAGCCAAGGCAAGAACUUUUUCGACAUUACUGGGACGCCUGAAUUAGGUCAGACCCUGGCUGCGAGCGACAAGGCGACAGUCAAGUAUCCAUCUAAGACGGCUUACAAUGAUACCAUCAGCCCGCUGCUCAAGAACCUGGAUAAGAAGUUGAUGAAGAAGCACCUGGAGAAGUUCACGAGCUUCCAUACCCGAUACUACCGCUCCGAUUACGGCAAGCAGUCCUCGCAGUGGUUGUUCGACCAGGUCAAUGAGACAUUGACGGAAGCGGGCGCUGGUGUGGUACAGUUCUUUGAGCAUCCAUGGGGCCAGAACUCGAUUAUUGCUACUCUUCCCGGUAAAAGCGAGAAGACGAUUGUGAUUGGCGCGCAUCAGGACAGCAUCAACCUCUUCUUGCCGUCCAUCUUGGCUGCGCCAGGAGCAGACGAUGACGGCUCAGGCACGGUGACUAUCCUCGAAGCCCUCCGCGUCUUACUCCAGGACAAGGAUAUUCUGCACGGCAAGGCCGAGAACACCGUCGAGUUCCACUGGUACUCAGCCGAAGAAGGCGGCCUCCUCGGCUCCCAAGCCAUCUUCUCCUCCUACGAGAAAACCGGCCGGGACAUCAAAGCCAUGCUCCAACAAGACAUGACCGGUUACACCCACGCCACGCUCGCGGCCGGCGAACCCGAAUCCGUCGGCGUCAUCACCGACUUCGUCGACCCGGGCCUCACGAUCUUCAUCAAAGAAGUCGUGUCCACAUAUUGUUCCAUCCCAUACAUCGAGACGAAAUGCGGCUACGCUUGCUCCGAUCAUGCGAGCGCGAGUAAGGCGGGGUAUCCCAGUGCGUUUGUCAUUGAGAGUGAUUUCAAGUAUUCGGAUAAGAAGAUUCAUACGACGGAGGAUAAGGUGGAGUUUUUGGAUUUCGGGCAUAUGUUGCAGCAUGCGCGGUUGACUUUGGGGUUGGCGUAUGAGUUGGCUUUUGCUAAGUUUGAUUAG